This is a messenger RNA of Durotheca rogersii, 1047 nucleotides long. RefSeq names its product GroES-like protein. Lineage: Eukaryota; Fungi; Ascomycota; Sordariomycetes; Xylariales; Xylariaceae. The record is from RefSeq and is a predicted model, not a curated record. Bases 1 to 1047 code for a protein of 348 amino acids. The transcript is spliced from 9 exons.
AUGGCUUCCCUCCCUGCCACUAUGAAGGCUCUCCGAUACGAGAAGCCAGAAGUUUGGAGCAUCGUCACCGUCCCCCUGCCAAAGCUACGUCCCGGUGACGUCCUAAUCAAGGUCAAGGCUUGCGGUGUUUGUGGUACCGAUCUGCACAUCCACGAGGGAGAAUUUAUAGCCGAAUUCCCCCUCAUCCCGGGCCACGAAACCAUUGGCGAAGUUGUCGCCUUUUCCCCCGACGUCAAAGGCUUCAGCAUCGGCGACCGCGUCGCUGCUGACAACUCGGAGCUCUGCGGGCACUGCUUCUACUGCCGGAGAGGCCAGGAACUCCUCUGCGAGGACUUCAAGGCCCAUGGUGUCCUAGGCCUCGACGGUGGCUUCGCAGAAUACGCCUCUUAUACCCAAGGCCGUCUCUUCAAACUUCACAACAUCAGCGAUGUUGACGCAACCCUGAUCGAGCCCGCCUCGUGUGCUAUGCACGGUCUUGAGAAGAUCGCCCCAAAGGCCGGUUCCCACGCUCUGUUGAUCGGUGCUGGUCCGACCGGUCUAAUGAUGGCUCAAUUCCUGAAGCACAGCGGUGUCUCCCGAUUAACUAUCGCUGCCCCCGAGGGAUCCAAGUUGGAGUUGGCCAAGAGCCUCGACGCGGCCGACUUCUAUGUCCCCCUCUCCCGCUCGAACCCCGCUCCGCAAUGGGAGCAGAUCAAGAAGGAUAACCCGUACGGCUUUGACAUUGUUAUCGAAGCCAGCGGCAGCGCCAAAGUCCUCGAGGAUGCCAUCAACUAUGUCCGCCGAGGAGGAAAGCUUGUCUGCUAUGGCGUCUACCCUAGCUCCGCGCGCGUUACCUGGCCGCCGUCUAAGAUCUUCGGUGAUGAAAUCACCAUCAUUGGUUCCUUCUCUGAAACUUACAUGUUCCCAUCCACGGUUGACUACUUGGACAGUGGCAAAGUUAAGACGGCGGGCAUCGUAAACAAGACCUUCAGACUCGAGCAAUGGGGCGAAGCCCUCGAGAGCAUCCGGAAUAAGUCGGCAAUCAAGGCUGCCAUCGUCUUCGACUAA